This is a messenger RNA of Anopheles arabiensis, 1633 nucleotides long. RefSeq lists its product as uncharacterized. Bases 636 to 1430 code for a protein of 264 amino acids. Lineage: Eukaryota; Metazoa; Arthropoda; Insecta; Diptera; Culicidae. The transcript has 5 exons. The record is from RefSeq and is a predicted model, not a curated record.
CGCGUUGUUUGCCGCGCUGUGGUAUUACAACGCUACAGGCAGCUCCGUGGUACAGCUUGAUCCAGACGCACACGGUACAGAGGUUCGUUACUAUGGCUUCCAUAUCCGGCAUACUACGAUAAAGUAAACCGAGAGCGGGUCAGAAACACCGAAAGCCGUGCGUGGUUAGUGUUUUUUUUUGAAAAUGUCACUUCUUCUCCAAGCAACCCGUCGAAGAACCAGUUUAGUUUAGGGUUGCUUCCCGUCCAAGAUCGUCGCCAGUUAUCCAUCCAUAUCCGUGUGGUUUGCAACAUGAUUCAUACGAACGUGCCCGCGUACGAUGUUGUGAUAUGAUGAGAUCAUAACUUACUCGCCGAAGCAUACGCAAUGAGGUAAUGCGUUAUUUCUAAGUCGCACCGGAAUGCAUACAUAGCUUAAAUCCGAACGAACUCAAGGACGGGCGAGUUUUAAUUUAUUCAUGGUUGUGCAGCUGUGUUUAUGGUCGAUUCGGCAGGCUGUGCUGGGUGUGUAGUGCCACAAGGGAGAAAGAAAAGAAAACAAGAAAUCCAAUCGUCGGUCGGUGGUUGUGUGGUGCGCUUCGUUCGCACUAAAUCAACGUUGGUGGAGUGAAAAUCGCACAGAACGUGACCGGAACCAUGACGAUUCUGUGCUCCCAUCAUCGUAUCGUGGAAAAGGAACCGUCCAAAGUAAAUCCCCGCUGGAAGUCCUGUACCGUGUUUUCGUUGCUGAUGAUUGUGUCAUCGUGCCUGGUGGUUAGUUUCAGUUUGCACGGUCUAAUUGCAGACUACAAACACCAUUGUUUGCUAAAAGCAAACCUACAUUUUGUGCCGAUAGCAGUCGAGAAUGGCUCCGAUACCGGAACGAACCAAACGGCUGUUCAAUAUGGCAUCGAUGAAUAUUGGAGCAAUUGGAACAGUGGGUUGUACUGUGAGACCCUCAAAAACAUGCCACUCUUCCAAGGAAUCUGUUGUACGAUAUGGUUAGCUCUUUUCCUAGUGCACGGCCCAGGAGGAAUUCUUCCACAACCCUGGCGGAUAGUGUUUCCGUCAUUGAUAUUUUUCCUAGGCUGCACGGUCGUGUCCCUGCUAACGGCGAGUUUCAUCACCCAGGGCCUGAGGCAUCUUUGUGCCGAGUUUCAGAAGGUGGACUCAGUUCAGGGUAUGAGCUGCGCCCGGUUGAUACUUUACUUUUCGUUAGUCCAGGACACCGCGGCGCUGGUGCAGGUGGAUAAGAACUUUUUCCUAACGCUGGCAUUCUCCUGGAUCUGGGUCGGCGCUACUGUGUUUGGGUUAGUGAUAAUACUGCUCCGCAUCGUACUGAUGCCAGACUUUGAGCUAUUUCGAGUCGUCGUAUCGAUGCACGGAAUGCGUAAAGAUCUUCCCAUGCUUCAAACAGAAGAAUCGGCUAGUUGUACUACUUCUGAGCUAUGAGUUUUGGAAUUGCUGAAUAAAUCAAGGGUGUGUUGUGUGCAUAUUAGUGAUACUAAACAAAUACUACAGUAACCUCUCAAACGUGACGAAGACAGGUCAGGUUUUACUGAUCAAAUAUAGAAGGUUCCACUUUUCUGUUAACUUUAGGAUAGUUAUGCAGUUUUCGUACUUGGUGGGCAUGAAUAAACUUAUAACAUUGUGAA